This is a messenger RNA of Dentiscutata erythropus, 1035 nucleotides long. NCBI's taxonomy places the organism in Eukaryota, Fungi, Glomeromycota, Glomeromycetes, Diversisporales, Gigasporaceae. The record is from the annotation of a GenBank genome assembly.
AUGCCAAAAUUAAAGAGCUCUGGAAUUAACUUUAGAACGCUCAGCCCAAUUGGAAGUUAUAUUGAAAUAAUUAAUUAUAUCCAAAAAUAUUACCGCAAAGUAACCGCAAUAUAUGAAGAUGCAAAUCAUUGCAAACGUACCGGAUUUGCUCUUGUAGAGCGAGUUGCUGAUGUUGAAAGAUAUGUCAAUGAAUUGGAAUCAAAUAAAAAUGAUUCCGAUUAUUGUGAAUUUUUGGCUAAACCGGGAACACAUCAAGGAUUAUUUGAAUUAAAUGAAUAUAUAAUUAAUAUUGUAAAUUUUGUUGAAAAGGUUUCGCAAAUCGAAGGAUUGGCUAGUUUUGAAUCACUAAAUGAAAUUGAACAACAAUUCCGUGAAUUUGAAAAAAAUUUUGAUGAGUUUGCAGAUAAAAAUGGCUAUAUUGCUUCGGAAAUCAUAGAAUUUUUAAAAGCAGCAAAAGAAAUCAAAGAAGAGCAAUCUAUAAACUUCUAUAAUAUCAGAAAUCCUCUUAAACCGGUCUUCCAAAGUUUGCCUAAAAAUGCUGAGGCUUUCAACAUUCAGGAUUACAAAGUUACAGAAGAAAAUCCGCCGCGUGGAUGCAAUAUUAAAAAAUGGACAAAUGGUAAAAAACAUAUAGCAGUUAAAGAAAUAGACAUGAACAAAUUCCAUGACUAUACAGCAGAACAAAUUGGAAAACAAAUAGACAUUCUCAGAAAACUUAGAAGAAUCCCUCAUAUAAUUGAGUUCUAUGGCACAUUUACUGAUAAAACAAAAAUUUAUAUUGUCACAGAAUGGUUAGAAUACGGAAACUUGAAAGAAUAUUAUGAAAAGUUUAGACCACUAAAUUUGGAGAAAAAAUCAAUUAAUAUACUAAUUUCGAAGGAUCAUAAAUCCAAAAUUGCUAACUUUGGUAUUAGUCGUGGGUUCAACGAAGGUACUAGAAAUAUUGAUGAAACGAUAGAAACAAUACGAUAUAUGGCUCCUGAAAAAUUAAAAAAAGAUUACGAGUAUGAUUUUAAUUGUGAAAUCUAUAGGUAA